AUGUCACCCGAGGAGCCCCAGAGGAGUCCUCAUCGUCAUCAUACCGCAGCUCGUCGACGACGGUUCACUGAGCCAACAGCGCACGCUUCUACUCACCAAGGGCGACCUGGCAACAUUGACCUCACGAUAUCUCUCCUGACUAGACUUGUGCAAGGGCAUGAUCCUGAUCGGAUACUCACUGAAGUGCUGGCCUAUCAAGGGGACAUGCUUCCAUGGGGAGCCAGAGCCAUGUGA
Perkinsus marinus ATCC 50983 is the source of this 234-nucleotide messenger RNA. RefSeq lists its product as hypothetical. The transcript has 2 exons. NCBI's taxonomy places the organism in Eukaryota, Perkinsozoa, Perkinsida, Perkinsidae. The coding region runs from base 1 to 234 and encodes 77 amino acids. The record is from RefSeq and is a predicted model, not a curated record.